Neocloeon triangulifer is the source of this 4055-nucleotide messenger RNA. RefSeq names its product xanthine dehydrogenase-like. The coding region runs from base 51 to 3881 and encodes 1276 amino acids. The transcript has 22 exons. Gene Ontology annotation, molecular function: iron ion binding; FAD binding; oxidoreductase activity. The record is from RefSeq and is a predicted model, not a curated record. Lineage: Eukaryota; Metazoa; Arthropoda; Insecta; Ephemeroptera; Baetidae.
CAUCACAUUGCCCACUGUCUUCAUCAAAGAUUUGAUAAGGCACUUGGAUCAUGUGGAACGCGAUUUUUGGAAGUUCAGAGGAACCAUCUCCAACUGCUUUGGAGGUGACAUUCACCCUCAAUGGAAAGCAGGUCACAGUUGGAAAUGAGGUGGUUGAGGGUACGUCGUUGAACUCGUAUAUUCGCGAUGUGGCCAAACUCAAAGGAACCAAGUUCAUGUGCACCGAAGGAGGGUGCGGAGCUUGCGUGGUCGCCGCGACCAUCGAGCACCCCGUCACCAAGCAAAAACAAACUCUCUCCGUUAAUUCGUGUUUGGUGCCGGUUUUUGCGUGUCACGGAUGGGAUAUUCGGACGGUGGAGGGAAUUGGCAACAAACGGGACGGCUACCACCCUGUUCAAGCGAAUUUGGCCCAAUUCAAUGGAACUCAAUGUGGAUUCUGCUCACCCGGAAUGGUCAUGAAUAUGUACAGUUUGGUUGCUGACGGAAAAACACCAACUAUGGCUGAGGUGGAGAACGCUUUUGGUGGAAAUUUGUGCAGGUGCACUGGCUAUCGCUCAAUUCUGGACGCCUUCAAGGCUCUUGCUAAGGACGCAACGCCAAUGAUGAAAAAGCAGUGCGCUGAUAUUGAAGAUAUGUACAAAAUUUGCUCUAAAACCGGUCUUGCUUGCUCUGGCUCCUGCAAGAAAGACUCGAAUUUUGAAGAAAUUGUGCCAAAGUCGGUGAAAAUUCCCGCCGCAAACUGGUACAAGGUGACCACUUUGAAUGACCUGUUUUCGGUGAUCACCUCCCUCGGAGCAACCGUCUACCAGUUGUCGGCCGGAAACACCGCCGAAGGCGUCUACCGCCACUACAAUCGCCAAUUCGACGCCCGCAUCGAUGUCAAAGACGUGCCAGAUCUUCGCACAAUAAACACCUCCGGAGGCUUCACCGUCGGCGCCAACGUUACCCUGACAGAGGCCAUCGCCGCCUUCAAGACCCAGGCGGCCACCACCGGCUACUCGUACCUCACCGAACUUGCAAACCACCUUGACGUUGUGGCGAAUACCUCAGUUAGAAAUAUUGGAACCCUGGUUGGAAAUUUGGUGCUCAAAAAGGACCACAAUGAAUUCCCGUCAGACGUUUUUGUUAUACUGGAGGCUGCCGGCGCCACAUUGAACAUUCUUUCCAAUCCAACAACAACUACAAAUGUGACGCUGACCAACUUCCUCACUUAUAAUCUGGCUGGAAAAGUAGUUUUGAACAUCGCGUUUCCUGCAUUUGCAACGAACCACCGAUUCAGGACAUUGAAGAUCACGCCAAGAAAACAAAACGCACACGCGUACGUGAGUGCCGGAUUCCGAAUCAGGGUCGCCGACACGAUCAAUUGGAAUGUCAACGAACAGCCGCGAAUUGUCUUCGCUGGAAUCAAUCCUCAAUUUAAUCGCGCCACAAACACUGAGAACUACCUGAUGGGCAAAAACUUGCUCGACGCGGCGACCAUUCAGGGAGCUUUGAAUACCCUGGCGGCCGAACUUGUGCCUGACAGUCAGCCAUUGGACGCCAGUCCCCAGUACAGAAAACAAGUGGCUCAAGGUGUUUUCUACAAGUUCUUGCUCGGACUAGAUCCCAACAGGGUCAGUGCCUCAAAACGAUCGGGCGCCGAAAACCUCAUUCGCCCCUUGUCCUCCGGCAAGCAGGACUUUGAGACCAACCCUGGCGUGUACCCUUUGAACGAACCCAUCCCCAAACUGGAAGCAGCAGCCCAGACGGCUGGAGAGGCCGAGUACAUCAACGACAUCCCGGAAAGACCGGGCGAGUUGCACGGCGCCUUCGUACUGACCACUCAGGCCACCGGUGUCAUCGCCAGCAUUGACGACUCCGCCGCCCUUGCCACGGCAGGGGUCGUUGCCUUUUUCAAGGCUGCAGAUAUUCCAGGAAAGAAUUCCUUCACACCACAAACUCUGCCGCUUUUCGUUGAAGACGAAGAAGUGUUUUGCAGUGGCCCAAUAAAAUACGCCGGGCAAGUUGUAGGACUGGUGGUUGCCACUAGCAGAAUGGCUGCAACCCUGGGCGCUGGAUUGGUGCAGGUUUCCUAUGCUAAAACAGAAAAACCCAUUCUUAGCGUUCGAGAGGUCAUGAAAAGCUCUGCAGAUCGGACGUUCGUCGCCAAAAAAGAAACACAGAAGAAAGCAGAACAACCGAAAGCGGCUUACACGAUUACAGGCAGUUUUGAAAUUGCCAGCCAGUACCACAUGCACAUGGAAACGCACACGUGCAUCGCAGUGCCCACCGAGGACGGCCUUCAAGUUUUCUCGGCCUCGCAGUGGAUCGACCACAUCCAGCAAGUCAUUUCCGAAGUCCUCGGAAUCACGCAGAGCACUGUCAACGUUACUGUGAGAAGACUGGGUGGAGGCUACGGUGGAAAAAUUUCACGUCCGGCUCAAGUUGCCGCAGCGUGCGCCUUGGCUGCUGACAAAUUGGGGAAACCAGUGCGAAUUGUGAUGAGUUUGAGGACUAACAUGGAGGCCAUGGGAAAAAGAUUCCCAUAUAUCCACAAUUAUGACGUUGGAGUUGACGUGAACGGCAAAAUUGAGUAUCUCAAUUCAACGUGCUUGCAAGACAACGGAUUUUCAUUCAACGAGGCGCCUCUGCUCGAAUUGCAAGCUUUCUACCCCAACUGCUACCAGGCAGACGCAUUCAACAUGAACGUCCAGCUGGUGAAAACCGACAAGGCCUCCAACACGCCCUGCAGAGGACCAGGAACGACGGAGGGAGUCGCGUUCAUCGAGGAAAUCAUGGAGCACAUUGCGCGCGUGACCAAGUUGGAUCCGCUGCAAGUGCGGCUCAACAACAUGGUCCAGCUGGACAACCCCCUGUUCAACAUGAUCAACGACCUCAAACUGUCGGCCGACUAUGACAACAGGAAGGCUAAUGUCAAUGCUUUCAAUGCAGCAAAUCGGUGGAAGAAGAGAGGAAUGGCCAUUGUGCCCACACAAUAUCGCUUUCCUGUUGGUGGCAAUUACAGUGCAAUUGUUUCAAUUCACCACGGAGACGGUUCCGUGUCCAUUGCCCACGGAGGAAUUGAAAUGGGUCAGGGCAUGAACACAAAAGUGGCUCAAGUCGCAGCCCACAUUCUAGGUUUGCCCCUGAACAAAAUUUCUAUCAAGCCGAGCGAAUCCCUGACCUCGGCUAACAGCAUGGUGACUGGAGGGAGCAUUGGCAGUGAAGCCGUGUCCUAUGCUGCAAUGAAAAGCUGUCAAAUUUUGCUGGCACGUCUGGAGCCGAUCAGGCAGAGCAUGGGCAACCCCACUUGGGAAGCGCUUGUGCAACAGGCCUACGUCCAGAAUGUGGACAUGAUGGCUACUUUCAUGUUCGCACCAGGCCAGGAAAUUUCUCCGUAUAACAUCUGGGGCACAGCAAUUGCCGAGGUGGAAGUGGACAUCCUUACUGGCGAACGCCAGGUAUUGCGUGUUGACCUGGUCGAGGAUGUCGGACAGAGUUUGAGCCCUUUGAUUGACGUGGGCCAAAUCGAAGGCGCCUUUGUCAUGGGAAUGGGCUACUGGCUCACGGAGGAGCUCAAGUACGACUCUGGUUCGGGGCGUUUGCUGAACACAAGAACCUGGAACUAUAAAGUGCCAGGAGCUAAAGACAUUCCGGCCGAUUUUAGGAUCAAUUUCAGGAAGAACGCAUCCAACCCUCUGGGGUUGCUGAACUCAAAGGCCACUGGUGAACCGGCCUUGAAUAUGUCGAUCGUGUGCUUUUUCGCGCUGAGGAAUGCUUUGGACUCGGCACGGAAGGAUGCUGGAGAUGUGGCAGAUUAUUAUGAUAUCAAAUUGCCAGCCACGGUUGAAACAAUCGCCAUGACCAGCUUGACUGACACGAGCCAAUUCACGUUUGCAUAGUUAGAGCAAAAAAAAGGACGGCAUUGCUCAUUUAUGUAAAAGCGAGAAAGAAAAUAAAAUUUGUUCCCAAUUAGCAAAUUCAUUUCUUUGUUCAUUGCUGAAAAUAAUAUUCAAAUUUUUAUCAUAGGGUUGCAAAAAAAUAAUGUAUGUACUCAGUGAGUUUAUGCGGCUAUU